AUGAAGGUUUUCUUGUGUCUUUGGGCUCUAACUACUGUAGCAAAUGCCGGUUUAUUAUAUGGCGGCAGUAGUGGAUUUGCUGCUGGUGUAAGUACAGAUUCCGAUGUCUCGUUUAAUGAUGAAAGUGGUAGAACUGCUGGAAGUUUGUCCAGCGGAGGUCCUACCACCACAAUUCGAGCUAUUUCCGAUGUUGGAGAAGGUAGUACCACUGGUGGCUGGUCCAAUGGAGGUGAUUCCUCUGACAGCCGAUGCCAUGAAGGUGGUUGUAGCAGUGGAGAUGCUGAGUCAGUUAUUUCUGACGCAGAAGAUAAAAGUUCAGCUGGCAGCGCUGGUGGUUGGCCAGCUGUUGGUGGUGUUUCCUCUGCCGAAGCAGUUAAAAUUAUCAAAAUUAUAUCUCAAUAUGAGGCCUCAGGUGGAAACAUCGGCGUUCAUAAUGGCUGGCGAUGA
This is a messenger RNA of Stomoxys calcitrans (stable fly), 447 nucleotides long. RefSeq lists its product as uncharacterized. Bases 1 to 447 code for a protein of 148 amino acids. The record is from RefSeq and is a predicted model, not a curated record. The transcript is spliced from 2 exons. NCBI's taxonomy places the organism in Eukaryota, Metazoa, Arthropoda, Insecta, Diptera, Muscidae.